AUGCCAGAAGAAGUCGUGCUCAUGAUGGACCUGAAGGGUGUCCUGACAUCGUGUCCGUUCCCCGCUGCACGGCGCCUUGCAGAGAGCAUGAUGCGGUGCGUCUUCGAGCGCGCUAGCUCGCACAUUAUAGUGAAGCGCAUCCAGGAGCGGCCCGUGCCGUUUCUGGCGAAGAAGUACAGUAACUUUUUCUUCACCGUGGCGGAGUUCACAGAGCGCACACGCGGGUUGAAAGGUGCCUUCGAGCGACUGGAGCUGGGCGAACUGAAUCGGCUGGAAUUCAUCACGGCUUUCAGGGAGGAGAUCGAUUUUAUGCUGCUCGCCCUCUCAAAGCAAAACCCGGAGGAGCUGGACGCUAUGAACAUCGCGUUUCCCAAGAAGGUCCACGCUCUCAAGAAGCGCUUCCCGCUCCUCUGCGACCCUGUCGUGCAGGUGCACGUCCGCGAGCUGCUGGAUGUUGAGGCCUUCCUGUGCACCAUCGAGAAGGUUUCGCCGCGCAAGAAUGUGCUGAACCUGCUGCACUACCUGCGCACCAAGAGCCAGCAGGAGAUUCGCCUGUUUGCCAUCGGCAAUGCGUGGGAGUUCGAGGGGCAGUACCGGCGCAUGGUGACGGCCAUGAAGUACUCGGUGACUGACUCCGUCUCCUUCGCCUACCCCGUUAUCUGCCCCGUCGAGUACGGCGAGAAUGCUGGCUCCUACCAGAACAGCUUCCAAGUGACGGGCCUGUUCGACGGAUAUGUGCAGAGCUACAUCUCCCACAAGCGCAAGCCGUAUCCCGACAUCUUCAUGCAGGCACUGGAGGAGGUGCGCACAAGCCGCGUCCCCACCGGCGAGGCACUGCGCUACGAUAUGAAGCCGAACAUCUUCUACUUUGACGACAUGGAGGCGCACUGCGAGGUGGCCCGCGGACUGUCAGGCAACCCGUUCACAGACGUCUUGCUGAUCGAGGAUGGCGCGUGUGACGUGUACAAGGACAUUGUGCGGGCCUUGAAGACGGUCGCGGAGAAAGACCCUUUCUGGGCUGAGGUGGUGGCCGGCGUAGAGAAGGACAUCGCCCCGAUGUUCAGGCCGUCGAAGACCCCAGACGGCAGGGCCAUCUCGUGGGUGACGGAGGAGCUGCACAACUACAGCAACAACUUGCUCUUCGUCGGACCACCGCCGAACGAUCUGUGCUCGCCGGUGAGCACUCUCGAAAAGGACCGCUACCGGAUGGAUGAGGAGGACCAAGAGCGUAUUCUCUUCUACUGCGCGCAGCACCUGCCUCACCUCUUUCCCCUGAAGAUCCCACCGCGGCCAGUGGCAAACAUGAAUCUGCGCACACAGCCGGGACUGGCCACCUCGGCCGGCCCCGUCCUCUUCGAGUACGUCGAGGGCAGUCGCUUCUUCGAGUCGUACCGAGUGACGCUGCGCACGGGGAGCUACAUCUUGCGAAUUCAGCCGCGCGGCCCGUCUCCGUACGGCUCCGUAGACAUCCGUCGCGAGUACGAGACAAUGGCACACCUUUACGAAACGUCACCGGGGCUGCAGAUCCCAACGCCCCUGUUGUACUGUGACUCGUACGCUGUGUGUGGACGCCGCUUCUUCCUCCGCCGAUACCGCGACGGUGAGAACAUCAACGCCAUUUCGCAGCUGAUUCAGCCGCGCAUUCGCCGGCCCUACUCCCUGCGACGUGUAUCCAUCAACGUGGAGCUCCGUCCCAAGCUUUUCUACAAGCAGGCGAUUGCGGUGCUCUCGGUGCUGCAUAAUUCGCCGCUGCCGCCCUUCAUGAAGCAAGCGGAGGAGGAGAUGCGGCGCACGAAGCGGCACAAGCACCCGCUGCUGGCCAUGGUGCAGGAAAGCAUCGAGAUGUACAAGUUGGCGCUGUCCAAGAGCGGCACCGCUGGCCGCUUCGGUGUGCAGCUGCGCUCCGCCACAAUGGAGGAGCUGUCGCGUGGCAUUUUGGCCUGCUUUGACCAGACGCAGCUGUCGCACCAGAUGAUCCCAAUGCCAGACCGCCUCGUCGCUCUGCACGGCAACUUCAACCUAUCCUCGGUACUCUUCACGCACCGCUCACUGGAGGGUCGUGCAAAGUACCCGCCGCAUCUAAUUGGUAUGGUGCAGUUUAAGUUCACUCGACUCGGCGACCCGCUCGUCGACGUCGCGUCUGCGUCGAUGUUCUGCUUCCUCAGGCAGCCCGAGGGCAUCUACGACGCAGCACACGAUAUCCAGAUGCUCUUUCCGUCUCCGAGCGACCUCCUGGAGAUGUACUGCAGUGCGCGCGGCUACAUGCUGCACCUCGACCGCCGCCGCCGCGACGAUAUCUUCAAGGUGUACUUGGCCAGCCUCUGUCUUCAGCAGGCCACAAUGCUCAUUACGGACAUCGUGUCUGGCACGGUUUCGCCGCAUGCAAAGCGCUACUCCGAUUCUCGCAGCAUUGCGCAAGCGGAUCAGCUGGCGAAGCGUGGCCUUGACGUCCUUCAUAGCCGCACGGCAGCGAAGCUGUAA
Leishmania mexicana MHOM/GT/2001/U1103 is the source of this 2481-nucleotide messenger RNA. RefSeq lists its product as hypothetical. The record is from RefSeq and is a predicted model, not a curated record. The transcript has a single exon. Bases 1 to 2481 code for a protein of 826 amino acids. Lineage: Eukaryota; Euglenozoa; Kinetoplastea; Trypanosomatida; Trypanosomatidae.